Messenger RNA from Ictalurus punctatus (channel catfish), 1762 nucleotides. RefSeq names its product urokinase plasminogen activator surface receptor. Lineage: Eukaryota; Metazoa; Chordata; Actinopteri; Siluriformes; Ictaluridae. Bases 63 to 698 code for a protein of 211 amino acids. The record is from RefSeq and is a predicted model, not a curated record. The transcript is spliced from 5 exons.
AUAUUUCAUAUCAUAAUAAAUCUACCCGGCUUUGUCUUUUCAACGUCUUCCAUCCAGCAACAAUGAGGACCCAGGUUACGCUGCUGCUCAUCUGCAUGAUUUCUUCAGGAGCACUGUCACUGCAAUGUUAUCCACCUAUAUACAAUGACACGGUGUAUCGCUAUCAAGGCACGGAGUGUACCAAUUCGUGUGCGAGAACAACAACUUCUGUGGACAUCUAUAUCAUUGGUGGUGCAGCUGGUCUAGCGCUCAUAUCUGAGGAUGAUAUUAUGUUUUGCGGAUCGCCAGAGCAGUGUGUAAACUCGAGUAUGAACAUCGGUAUGGUGAAAAUCGCCAACAAUACCCAAUGUUGCCGUACUGCUUUAUGCAACAACAAAGCCCUGCCAGCUAUGCCGCAGCAGCCUACCAACGGGAAACGUUGUUACAGCUGUAAUGACAAUGACUGCUCUCGACAACUGCGGUGUGAGGGAGCUGAAGAUCGCUGUAUCACUGCAACAGUUACUCAAGGAGUUAAUGUAAUGACCUUGAAAGGGUGCACAACCAAGAACAACUGCAAUAUUACUCUACUAAACUCACAUGGGCUCAUCAUAACAGAUGUGGAAUGUUGUGAGGGGAACCUGUGUAACGAUGCUGAGAACUUCAUGCUGAGUUUCCUCCUCAUGUUCGUCCCUCUACUCUCCACCGUCCUCUUCUACUGAAAUGUCAGCCUGGGAAAACCCUUCAUGUGGUCAUAUUAUGACAUUUUCUCCUAUAUAGAUAUCUGUAAACUGCAGGAUUAUCUUUCACUUUUGCAUGUUUCUCGGCCAGACGUUCGUGUGAGUAGAAUUUAAAAGUAGUAAGUAGAAAGAAAACAGAGAAUAUUUCAUUUUAAAUUUGCUUCCCAAGUGCUACUACUUAAGUACCUCUAUCAACUGAUUAACAAAUAAAUAAAUAAAUAAAUAAAUAAAAAGAUUGGCAAAUUGUAUAGAAUUAUAAGUCAGAAGCAGAAAAUGAAUUCUCACUUCGACCUUCAGGAUCAUCCACACCAGUCUCUGUCUCAUCACCUGAGGUAAAAGUCACACAUGAUCUCUAAACUCCAUUAUCAUCUUUAUGAAUGUUAUGCUAACAUCUGUAUGGAAAUUCAUUUCUCAUCAUUUUCAUCUGGGUCAUUUACACAUUUAGACAGACUGUACAGAGUGUGUAAGCUCUUUUCUCUGUUUUGAUGCUGAUGUGACAGAGCAGGAGCAUCACGGACGUUACAAUUCCUUCAGUUCAGUAGCUAUCCAUAGCUGUUCAUCCAAAUGUGAGAAAAUCACACUUAGCUAACAAGGUUUCGAUAUUUAUAAACACUAAAGUAAAUGCUGUAGAGGUUUUGACCUUCACAUGGGCAAGACUAGAAAGUAGUAUAGAUUAAAACAUUGACGUUGUUUGGGUGAAAAAUAUAGUAUAUUACUGGAACAAAAACAGACAAAAAAAAAAACACUUUUAAAAAACACAUUUUUAGCUGUAUAGAGAUUUUUCCCAGAUUCCCACAGAAAUCUCUAUCUAGUGCAGAAUUACAAUUACAAAUGGAAAUAGAAAAGACAUUUUUAAGACACUUGAGGAUUUCCUUUUUUUUCCUUUUAUCUGUCAUGUUGCAAUGUUUUGUGAUGAUGUGUAUUAAAUGAACUCGCAGCACAGCAUGGAUUAUGCUUGUAAAUCAUUCAUGAAGUUUGUCUUCUUGCUCAGACGUUUAAAAGUUCAAACUGAAACCGAGAAAAUAAACUGAUCAGAGAUUGCUUAA